AGCUCAGUAGGAGACUGACUUCACAGCUCUCCAAUACAGCGAACGAAAGUGAAAAUAUUUACGCGGAACUGAAAGUUACAAAAUCAAGGAUUUUUGAUAUAAGUAAAUGUUAACUGUAUAUGUAAAGUAUAAGAAUUAAGCAAUUCGUCUUAACUAAAGAAAAUAUUAAUUUUUAAAGUUUGAAAAUAAGUUAUUAACAAACAAAAUGAAAUUUGACGCGGCAGAAGAAGCUGAAAUUGAUGAAUUGUAUGAGUGGUUUCAACAAAAUCCAAAAUUGCCUAAGGAAAUUGAUCGCAUACUUUUGAAACGCUUCUAUAGAUGCAUGUAUGGUGACUUAAAAGGCACCAAAAAGCUUAUACAAAUUAACUACAGUUUGCGGAAUAAACACCCACACAUUUUCCUCGAACGUGACCCAACCGAUGCGGAUAGCAAGCAAACAUUCGACUAUGCAGAUUUGGUGCCACUUCCUGGACUUACGUCAGAGGGCUACAAAGUGAGCUGUUAUCGCAUGGUUGAUAUGGAUCCCGGAAAGGUCAAUCACAACGCCGAUACUAAAGCAUUUUUCAUGGUCUCUGAUUGUCGAUUCAAUACGUAUGAUGGUGGUGUUUCCAUCGAGGGUAAUUUAGAAACAUUUGCCAGCGGUGAAGUGCAAAUAUUCGACAUGAACGGCUACACAUUGAAACAUCUAAGUAAGAUGACCUUCAGCACACUGCGUAUUUACAUGGCGUUCCUACAAGAGGCACUACCCGUGCACUUAAAAGCUAUACAUAUUAUCAACUGUCCAUCCUACUUGGAUAAAGUAGUGAGCAUCAUGAAACCGUUUAUCAGUCGUGAAGUCUUCAAAUUGAUUCAUUUCCAUACCGAAAGCUUGGACAGUCUGUACGAGCAUGUGCCUCGUAGCAUAUUGCCAGAGGAAUAUGGCGGAGAUGGUGGCAAAUUGGCGGAUCUAAAGGCACAACUUCUAACGGAAUUGUCUCGCAAGCGCGAGUAUCUGAUGGACCCAAACCAUUGGAAGGUCGAUAAAGAGAAGGAAAACGCAGAACGUCGCCGUUGGCCAUUUAAAUCAUAAAUAUUCAAGUUCAAGUUAAGGCACUUGAUUAGAAAAUAACCUAUACAUACAUACAUAUGUUUCAGUUGUGUGCAUAUAUUUUUAACCAUACAAUAGACAUUUACGUGGACUACAAGGUCUGUCGCAAAAUAAACAGGACUGUUAAAAAAACAAC
Messenger RNA from Bactrocera tryoni, 1223 nucleotides. Its product is annotated as alpha-tocopherol transfer protein-like. Gene Ontology annotation, molecular function: phosphatidylinositol bisphosphate binding. The transcript is spliced from 6 exons. Bases 206 to 1069 code for a protein of 287 amino acids. NCBI's taxonomy places the organism in Eukaryota, Metazoa, Arthropoda, Insecta, Diptera, Tephritidae. Gene Ontology annotation, cellular component: membrane. The record is from RefSeq and is a predicted model, not a curated record.